Messenger RNA from Maylandia zebra (zebra mbuna), 1544 nucleotides. RefSeq names its product dickkopf-related protein 2. NCBI's taxonomy places the organism in Eukaryota, Metazoa, Chordata, Actinopteri, Cichliformes, Cichlidae. Gene Ontology annotation, cellular component: extracellular region. Gene Ontology annotation, biological process: multicellular organism development; negative regulation of canonical Wnt signaling pathway. Gene Ontology annotation, molecular function: co-receptor binding; receptor antagonist activity. The record is from RefSeq and is a predicted model, not a curated record.
AUGAGCCGCUGGUUGGUGCUGCUGGUCAGUUUCGGGAUCGCGCUUUUGGCGUGUUCUCGCUGCGGGCAGGCGCGCGUCGGACAGAAUUCCGUCAGUACGGAGAUCCUCGGGGACAGUGACGCGCUGCCGAUAAACAGGAGCGCGUGGGAGCCGAGAGUGGACCUGACGGUCUAUCAGUGCAUGAGUGACCUGGAGUGCAGAGAGGGGAACUACUGUCACACCUCCUCAAGACGUCCUGCCCACUCCCACUGCAAGACCUGCCGCAGAAGGAAGAGGCCCUGCCUCAGGGACACAAUGUGUUGCCCCACCAACCACUGCAGCAACAAUAUUUGUGUUCCUGAUGUGGACGGCUUUGUGUCUGAGAGGAUUCCAAACACUGAUGGAGCGCUAAGCCCGCUCACCAAAAAGAAAGGCGGGAGGCAGGAAGCCAAAGGAUCCCCUGGCAGAAGUCAGGUCGGGAAUCCUUGCUUGCGCUCAUCCGACUGCUUGGACGGUCUGUGCUGCGCCCGUCACUUUUGGACUCGCAUCUGCAAGCCCGUGCUACGUGAAGGACAGGUUUGCACGCGACACCGACGCAAGGGGAACCACGGUCUGGAGCUGUUCCAGCGCUGUCCCUGUGGGGACGGACUCAUCUGCCGGACACUGCGAGAACCCGGUACCCAACUAGCUGCAGUGUCACGGUUCAACUUCUCGGCAACCUCAUCUCGCUACUCCUCAGGACUGUCUUCAGGCUCUGCAUCACCAGCCAAGGCAAGGCUUCAUGUGUGUCACCGAUCUAAAUGAAGUGGACAAACCGAAAGAAUGACUAAGGACUAGUGAGUUGCUGCUUUUGCCAAUGACUUACCUCAGAGACAGAAAAUGAAGACCUGUGGAAUGAAGGGAGGGGUGAAUAACAUAACUUGUUAAAUGCAUGACAACACCCGUGGCCCCUCCCCCACUACAUCUUACAGUGUUUCUACAUGCUAAUGCUAAUUAGCUUCCUGCCAGGCUGCACUGACAGGCAAACUCAGCAGGAAGUGAAACUCUUUGUGGUGCAGAUCUUGUUUCCUCAUUUGUGUCUAGACAAGCAGAAACCACUUUGAAAUCCAGUUUGACCCCAUUUGCACCACCACGAAAAGAACCGGUGUUUGAUCCCUAAUGCAUAUCUGCUGCAACUGCCUCCAGCACAUGUAUUCAUGUGCUGAGAUUUUGAAGAAACCUGAAAUGAAAAGGUUUUGUUUUCAUAUUCCCAAAACAAAGAUAACAUCAUUACUUCGUUACUAAAGAGGAAAAAUAGUUAUCAAACAAACCUGUAUUAGCUAAAACGUUGAAUUAAAACUAAGAAGGAAUACUGAACUCAAUCUUCAAACACUUCUCCACAAUUUCAACCUGUAAAGAAAAAAGAAAAUAAGCUUUUACAGGUGUUAAACUAGGUGAUGAUUUUCAACUGAAGCACUCAAGAGGUGCAAAUAUUACUCUAACCCAUUGGACUUCAGAAACCCAAGCGCUAAAUUUUCUGAAAAAAUACAUUUGUAGUUAUAUAAUGUUACAAUAAAAUAAUGUUC